UCCCCCGCGGUGGUUUCUCGCGCGCGUCGACUUUUGAUCAGCCCCCGAAUUACAACGCGACGAAAUUUUACGUGUGCGUUCUUUCAAAUGAAAUAACAAAAAAAAACGUUUAUCGGGUGACAAAUUUUCCGGGAAGUUUCGGGUUCCAAACGGACCAAUACGAGCCGUGAGUGUGGGUGCUUUCGUUGCCAAAAUGUCACAUUGAAAUAACGAAAAAUGGAGAAUCUGUAAAGGGGGUGGAAAGUCAUUGUUGUGAAAGUUGAAGUGUGACCGGCGCUGGAUUGAGCUUCGAAUCUCAACGCCGGUUCGAUCGCCUCGGCUCGUGGAGAGUUCUGAGUGACGAUUGCCAAGCGACCGGAGAGUUUCGAGUAGAAAAUAAGUAAACCCGGUUUUUCGGGCCCGUGAGAAUUUUGUACAUUGUUAAAUAGUCAAGUGAGCCGUCGAUCAUGUGACGAGGAUGUCGAGCAGUGAGCGUGCCCAAGUGUUGGAACGGUUCGAGGAUCUUCGGACAUAAGAAAUUCUCAAAUUUGUUUGCCUCCAAUUGAACCAAAACUCUAAACCAAGAUCCAUCGUCUCGACACCGUGCUCUUUCGUCCGAACAAAGAAUCGCGCAGAAAGUUUAUACUCUCAAGACAUAAAAACCGAGUAAGAAAACUUGGAAAAGUGUGCCACGAGUUCACCCAACUUUUUCACCCUUUCACAAGUUUUACUUUUCGUCAAAUCGUUCCCGAAUUCGGGCAAAUAAAUAAAUAACGAUCGGUCAAUCACGGAUAACGGAUCCCUGAAAUAGUGCCAGGCUCCGCAGGCCCCAACGGCGAUGUCUGCUUUCUUUUUUAUGCGCCAAUCAUGAAUUUAACGUGGCCCAUUGUCGUUAUGGCAUACCACCCACACGCAUAGAUAUAUCUAUACAUUUACACGCGUCCAUGUAUACGUGUGUCCUUUACGACUAUAAUAACAUUUUGUUCGGGAGCAAUAACGUUCGUUUGCUAAUAGUACAAUAUUUAUUGAGAAUAUAAAAGACCGUUUCGAUCGUUGUUCUAUUCGUGAUUUUCGUUAUUACGCAAGUUAAUUGUGUCACCAUUAGAAGUCGUUUCGUUCGAUUCACGAUCAAUUUUGUUCCCCUGUACAAUAGUCCGUUGAAAUAUUCAUAGUACGCAGAGGGAGAAGAGCAAGGGAAAUAGCCCGAGGGCGUUCAUUGGAAUACAUAAUUUUUGACGAAACUUUGAUUGCUCCGUGCUCAUUAGACUCACAAUUCUAUUCAUAAAUCCGUAGACGAAGCGAGCGCUCGUUUAAUCUCACGUGCGAACGACCACCUCGUACAUAUGCAUGUCUAAAUAUCAAUAAAAUAUGCGGGAGUAAUCGAUAUUACAAAAACGAAUGAAACGCGUUCGGAAGGUUAUUUGUUUUAACGAAUCAAGUCAGUACACAGAGCGGCUGUUGAAUCGAACGGGAUUUUCACAUCGCUCUGUAUAGCCCUGCCCGAAAGCGACAAUAAAUUUCGACGCAAUUUUCUAUGUACAUUUUCGACUCGACGACAAUAACGGGAUCGGCCGAUGGAACGAUUUUAUUCCUCGAAUAAAAUGACGCUAUUGAACUAUUUCUAAAGCCAUUUAAAUGCUAAAUAAAUCUUUUUUCAAAUUACUAAGUUUUGAUGUUUUAAAUGAACGUAAAUCGAGAACGCUCCUCGUAGGAAAGACAUGCGGAAAGGGAGAGAGAGAGAGAGACUCGCGGAAUGAGCCAUAAAAGAAAAGUCAAUUAAACUCGCUCGAGUCUUGCACAAAACUUUCCUAUUUGGCUGAUCUGAUUGAAAGGUCUUUUAGUAAAAGUGCAUUUUUUAUAAUCCCUCGUGAAUAUUAAUGAGAGAACCGCAAUCAGUUCGACGUUUUAUUGAUAUCAGUGAGUUCGACGCUUUUUUGUGAUCAAAACAGUGUUCAAGUGACGUCCGGCCUGAUUUUUCUUCCAAGAUUUAUCUUCCGGUGUGUGAAUCUCCUUUUGGUAGUUUGAUUUUCGUUAUUUUCUAUUUUUUCCAUCCUCACUCGUGAACUGUGAGUCCCGGCUGCAGUUUUUGGUGGAGUAUUUUCGUUUGCUCGUUUUUUUAGUUUCUCUCCUCUCGUGUACUUUCAGCGACCUCGACACACCGUCUUGGGACGACGAUCUACUUUUGAAAGAGGAGGUCUCAUGGGAGUCUGAAGAUGGCUGACAUGACGGUCCUUCGGGUCCUCCUGGCCCUCCUGGGAGGAACACAAAUACUGCGAGCUGAACCGUCUCCUUCGCCGACAGUCAAAAGCGCUGGUUCGAGUCUAGCGAGUGUAGUUGCUGGGAGUAGCAAGCCAACGAGAGCUUGGGACAAGCCAUACUUCGACGACAUUUCGCCCAGGAACGUGACGGCCAUCGUCGGCCAAAAAGCCGAACUAAAGUGUCACGUUAAACAUCCAGGCAACCGAACGGUUUCCUGGAUGCGAAAAAGCGAUCUUCACAUUUUGACAUCGUCGAUAAUAACGUACACGAGUGACGCGAGAUUUUCGGUCAAGCAUCCGGAAGCUAGUGACGAAUGGCGGCUGACGAUAGCGUUUGUACAGCCACGUGACGCCGGCGUUUACGAGUGUCAGGUCAACACCGAGCCGAAAAUGAUGUUGGCUUUCUGGCUCAGAGUCGAAGAGAGUGCCCCUGUCACUGCCGCAACGACGAAAGCCUCUCGCCGGACGUUCAAAUCAGCGGCACAAGCGAAAAUCCUUGGGACGACAGAGCUGUACGUUAAGAAGGGUAGCACAAUAAGCCUCACAUGCACGGUUAACGUGCAGAGCACACCCCCGAGCAGCGUAAUAUGGCAUCAUGGUGGAGCAGUCGUGGAUUUCGACAGUCCCAGGGGCGGUGUUUCCCUGGAAACUGAGAAAACCGAGAGUGGCACAACGAGCAAGCUUCUCGUGACACAGGCGAGAUCCAGUGACAGCGGAAAUUACACAUGCGUCCCAAGCAACGCGAACCCCGCGAGCGUGAUCGUCCACGUACUGAAUGGUGAGCAUCCGGCAGCGAUGCAACACGGUGGAAGUUGCGGACUCGCACCAACGAUUCUCCUCGCGACCUUCACGCUUCUCUUUGCGAAUCUACUGAGGUGAGCGAACCCGCCACGUUUCCACGAGGCCUAAAUCGACUAUAUAUCAAUAUAUAUAUUUAUAUAUACUCCGAAGAAGCACGUUAUAUAUACUUAUAUAUAUGUGUAUGUGCGACAAAACUCUCGUGUACGUGAGUGCUCAUCGAGUGCCCUCAAGUCGUUUUCAUCAAGAAGAACACAGUAGUUUGAGAGGAGUGAACAACAACAACAACAACAGAAAUCACAAAUCGAUCAUUCUCAAUGUCAUUUUAAUUAAAAAUUUUCAAUAACGAAUAAAUCAAUGGAAAAUUUAUCGAAGAGCCCGUCGAGGAUGAAUGAAUGAAAAAAAAAAAAAGAAAAAUUGGGUUUUCUCUUCGAUUUAAAAGUGUCAUAGUUUUUCGGGGCGUAAUGGAAACGAAAAGGAAAAGAAAAAAUUGCUGGUGAGUGCGUGAGACGAAACCGAAAACGUGAAAUUGCUUUCAGAUCGUUGUUGUUGUUUUUUUUUUUUCUUAUUGAAAAUAACGAAUCGUAAAAACACGUUGGAAGAUAAAAUGGUGCGUGAACAUGCUGAUUAAAAGUAUAUCAACGAGAGUGAAUUAUGCAACGGGAGAUUAAAAUCUCCGGUUGAGAUGAAAUCUAAUGGUGGAGAGACAAUUAUUCUAAAAAAACAACCCUCCGUCGCUCGGUCUUAAUUCAUCGGAAUCCUACGGAGACGAGGGGGCGAAAUAUAUAUAGGGAUAAGGAAAAAAUCAUGUAUCUACUUCUUCCGCGAGGAUAUGAGAUUUUCUGUAAAUAUUUGAAUAUUAAACGGGUAGAUUAUAAAACGAGAUAUCGAUUAAAAUAAUUGUACAGUCCAUUGUAUAUCUAUAGGAGAAAUAAAAACGGGGAUGAAGACAAGGUCGCGUCUUCGUAUUUACCGAUUUAUACAGGCGGCCCCUUUCUUUUUUAAAACUGUUACUUUAUCUCGCGAAUGAUAAUAAUGAUCGCAACUGUAAAUUCGGUAAAUAUGUCUCGGUAGAUCGACGAAAAAUGAAGGAACGAAGUGUUUAUACGAUAGAAAAAUUGACGGUGUAAUAUAUAAAUAAAUGAAUAAAAUUACGUAAAAUCGAGUGAAAGAUAAGAUUACGCUUCAUCGUAAGUGUUAUGCGAAAGCUUGGAAAAAAAAAAAAAACAAAAUGAAAAAAAUUUAACAAAUUAAUUGUUUAUUGUUUCUCGAGCUUCCAUUCAUUUCUGGAGAUCGCUCGGUAACGAAAAUCCAAUUUUUUUAGCCUCUCAUUUUCAGUUGUUUUUAGAGAAUUGAUCAAAUGGAAAAAUCAAACGAAAUUUGCGACUCGAUGAAACGAACAAUCAAACCAUCAUUGUCAAAUCGCGUCUCGUUAAUAUAAAAAUGCAUAUUUGCUAAUGCGUCAAAUACAAAAAAUGACAAUGUGCGGCGACCGAGGCGUUAUCUAGGAACUGAACUAUAAGACUAGAGAUCGUAAAUUAAUGAGAAGGAAAAAUCGCAUUAAAUAGACGAUUAUUAUACAAGAUACGAAGGUAAUAUUAAUAUUAAAAUACCAUAAAAAAAAAAAAAAACAAACAAAAGAAAACAAAAAACAAAAAACGAAAAAAAAAGAGAAAAAACUAAUUAUUCGUUGUACGAUAAAAGAAAAAUGUUAUAGUUAAAUUAUAAAAAUAUGUGGAAGUUUGUGAAAGCGAGAUAAGCGCGAGAGCGAUCGAAACUAAAAGUCAGCGAAUCCUCGACACGGUAACAUUUUUAGUAUUCAUUUCAUUUAUUCUCGUUGAGACUUAUGCAGAAUCGAGAACGGAGCGUGAGACGGGAAGAGACUUAAUUGCGUGGCUGGAUCCUAGGAGAAAGGAAGCAAAACAAUGGCUGGCAAUGUCCUUUGAGAAAUCAGAGACUAAUGCACGGGAGAAUCGAUACACCGAGAUUUUCACAUUUUCAUUUUUUUUCUCCUAAGAACAAACUCGCUGUACGUAUUCGUGUCCUCGCGCGCCUGUUUUUUCGAAGGCGUCAAUGGAACGGAGCUCAAGCGUCAAAAUAAUAGGAAAAAGAAAAACAAAAUAUCUAUAAUAAUAAUAAAUGAUGAAGGAAAAUAAGAGAAUACACGAAAUAUGAGACUCUUCUUUUUAAUUUGCGAGUGAUGAAAUCGGAGCGAACGAGGAUUAUCGAAAAAAGUCAGUCUGAAUGGUGCCUAUGUGGGUCAACGGUAAAUAUGGAGAGAUAAUAAAAUGGAAUAUGGUCAUUGGGGAUAAAAAUAAUUUGGCGAUGGGAAGAUAAAAAUCGAAAGAAAAAAAAAUUAUCACUUUUCACUGAUUAAUCAUUCACUUUGAUUUUUAUAACCAUCAGUUUUUCGCUUAAAAUCAUUAUCUUUGGAAUCAAAAAGGUAAUGAGACGCACGAAUAUACUGACAGCGUCCCUGAUACGAGAAUGGAGACAUCCAGUGAUUUUUUCGCAUGAUAAAUAACGAGCCAACAUCGAGCUUCUUGGAAACGGAAACGAUUUAAUUGGACAAUUAUAUAUUCGGUUAAAGUUUGUCGUGGCAUGACAAUGACUAAAUUUCGAAAGAAGACAAAGAGUAAAAAAGAGCAUUCCCAUUACUUUCUCUCUUUUGUAGGUAUAUAUAUAAAGUUGAAUGAGUUAACGAGACGUUGUUAGCAGAGCGUGGUUGACGAUCGAUCAAAGCGCUAAUACGGGUGUUUUUUCUUCUCGUUCCUUCGUUCUCUUUCUCGCCGUUUCUCUCUUUCUUCUUGCACUGCCUCCCCUGGCCUCCUCUCAAUUUAUCUCGGAACGAUAACGGUUUCAGUGGUGAAACCCUUGGCCACGAUACGGCAUUUUUUGCCCCCUCCGUUAAACGAAUAAAAAGUAAGGGAAAAGAACGAGUGAACGCGUGGAAAAGAAAUUGAACGAGGUAAAACAAAGGUACGAAGUGAAUAUCCCGCGUAAUUUUAAUCGCCAUGAAAUACGUAUUCGCACAGGAGCCCCGCGCGAUGCGAAUUUCUCUGAUUAUUAUUUUUUUCACUCACCACAGUGCAACGCGCUUCGAGAAAAUAAAUUCCAAUAGCUGAUACGCUCGUUAACAUUUUUCUCAUAUAUUUUCAUUUACGUUAUUAUUGGAUAUUGUUUAUCGAAACGAAAUAAAAUUAUGAGCUGAUAACCACCAAACGGGAAUCGAAUUAAAAGAGCCAAUUUUUCCUCGAACAAGUGAACUCAUCGAUGGUUGCACGCUUUAUACGAUUCCGAGAAAGUACAUGGAGGACUCGAAGAGAAAAAAAUGCAGGGAAAACUGUCGGAGCGUCGCGUAAUUCCGGACGCUCGACAUUUUUUUUUUCUUUUUAUUAGUCGAGACAAUGAAAUUCAAAUCAUAAACCGCAACUGUAAAUAAACGGAGGAUGAGAUGGAAGUGAAUGGAAAUGUUGGGACAGCAGUGUUAAUGAUCUGCGAGAAAAACCCACGAUAAUCGUAUAUCAUGUCGUAGAAAGAAUAAAAAAGCGAUAAAACAAAGACAAGAAUGUUUGUGCGUGAGCGAGUGAAUUUUUUCGAACGAAAUAUUAUUAUACCUGCGCGUGACGAAUGACGAAUGAAUUGUAAAAUUCGAGAUACACUUGUAAUGUAAAGCGAUGAAAAAAAGCAAAAAAAACUAUCCCAUUGACGUGACAUUACUGUUUAAAUAAAUGUAACGAUUAUGACGAAAGAAAUGAAAAUGAAAA
Messenger RNA from Venturia canescens, 6802 nucleotides. RefSeq names its product lachesin-like. Gene Ontology annotation, biological process: synapse organization. Gene Ontology annotation, cellular component: neuron projection membrane. The transcript has 8 exons. Lineage: Eukaryota; Metazoa; Arthropoda; Insecta; Hymenoptera; Ichneumonidae. The record is from RefSeq and is a predicted model, not a curated record. The coding region runs from base 2193 to 3116 and encodes 307 amino acids.